Messenger RNA from Morchella sextelata, 5757 nucleotides. RefSeq lists its product as uncharacterized. Lineage: Eukaryota; Fungi; Ascomycota; Pezizomycetes; Pezizales; Morchellaceae. The record is from RefSeq and is a predicted model, not a curated record. The coding region runs from base 1 to 5757 and encodes 1918 amino acids. The transcript has 9 exons. Gene Ontology annotation, molecular function: DNA binding; ATP binding; TBP-class protein binding.
AUGUCCAGAUUAGACAGACUUGUAACGCUACUCGACUCCGGGUCGAGUCAGCUCGUGCGAAAUACCGCCGCUGCCCAACUUGCCGAUAUCCAGAAAGCACAUCCUGAUGAACUAUUCAACUUACUCAAUAGGGUUGUCCCAUUCCUAAGAUCAAGGAACUGGGAUACUCGACUCGCAGCAAAUAGGGCGAUCUCUGGGAUUGUUGAAAAUGCGGAAAAAUGGGACCCUAACGCUCUAGAUGAUCCUAUAAAGUCCGAAGUUAAAGAAGAAGAGCAUGGAAGCUUAAUUGCUGAGACAGCUUUAAUCAAGUUGGAAAAUGGUGUCGCCGCCGCUGCUAGUGCAGAUGACUUGCUGACAUUCGACACUCUUGAUAUAACGGCGGUCAUUAAGAACGGAAAGAAACUACUUGGGAGCUCAGGAAAAGAGUAUGACUUUUCUCUGGCUGAUCUGGAUCCAGCGGAGCGUCUAGCGGCGCAGAAGAGAAAUGUAACGGCAAGAUUGGGCCUAGGAGGCGAAUAUAUUGAAGAUGAGAUUGUUACCGAGAAGGAUUUUGCGGCAACAGGGCACUCAGUACAAACACCACGGAUUGAUACUUCUGUUGGAGGAGUUUUCCGUGCACCUAUGGCUUCCCCAGCCAUCCAAACAACAAUGAUGGCAAUGUCCCCUGAUGGCCCAAAUAAUACGCCGCAAACCCCAACGGAUGAAGGCGCAUCAGCACUUAGCAAAAGGCAACAAAAUAUGUUGAAAAGAAAAGCUAAAGCAAAUGCCAAGAAUCAUGCGAAUAAAGUUCGCGUGGUAGAUCUAGGGUCAUCAGCCCGAAGGAUGAGCAUGGAUGUUGUGCCACAAACCCCCAUUGAGGCCAAUACCCCGCAUCCAGUGAAGCAACAAGAUGCUGCCAAUGGAACUGUUGUUGUUCCCGAUUACUUCUCCUUGGAUACAAAGAACCCUCCGGAUGAUACCAAAAUUAUUGUUGAGCAUAAGGGCCCUGCAGCUCCGCCAUCUCCAAUAAUUCAAACUUCCGGAGAGGUGUUCGAAUGGCCCUUCGAGCGUCUUUGUGAAAUUCUCCUCGUAGACCUGUUCGAUCCUAAUUGGGAAAUCAGGCAUGGUGCUGCUAUGGGCAUCCGGCAAGUUGUGAGGGUACAUGGAAAUGGUGCAGGGAGAGAGAGAGGUAAAACUCGUAAAGAGAAUGAUGUUCUCAACCAGAAAUGGCUAGAUGAUCUAGCGUGUCGAUUGUGCUGUGUUUUCAUGUUGGAUCGUUUUGGCGACUAUGUCUCCGAUACCGUGGUUGCCCCGAUCCGUGAAACUACAUCGCAGACAAUGGGUGCACUUUUGUGUCAUCUUCCACCAGCCUCGGUUCAUUCUGUAUACCGCAUUUUGUACCGACUCGUUAUGCAAGAGGACCUCAAUCUCACUAACCCUGUAUGGGAGGUCUGCCAUGGUGGUAUGCUCGGGUUAAAAUAUCUCGUUGCCGUUCGUACGGACCUGCUAGUGCAAGAUACAGAGCUCCUAGAUGGAGUGGUUAGAGCUGUCAUGCGGGGGUUGGCGGAUCAUGAUGACGAUGUUAGGGCCGUCAGUGCAGCUACUCUCAUUCCUAUUGCCUCUGAAUUCAUUAAUUUGCGGCCUGCAGCGGUCGAUGGCUUAAUCAACGUUGUUUGGGAAUGUCUUUCGCACCUCAAAGAUGAUCUCAGUGCGAGUACAGGCUCGGUCAUGGAUUUGUUGGCGAAACUAUGCUCGUUCCCGCAAGUUCUAGAAGCCAUGAGGAUGAAAGCUUCUACAGACCCAUCUCAAUCGUUUGCCUUAUUGGUGCCCCGACUUUAUCCCUUCUUGCGUCAUACAAUUACCAGCGUUCGGGCUGCGGUACUACGUGCUCUCUUGACCUUCUUGAAUAUUCAAGGUGAUGGAACGAAGGGAUGGGUCGAGGGUAAAAUCUUGCGACUGAUUUUCCAGAAUUUAUUGGUCGAAAGAGUCGAGUCUGUCUUAUCAUUAUCUCUACAGGUUUGGAUGGCGUUGACUGAAGAGCUCGCCCGAGAUGACCCUCACCGGUUUGCCACCGAGUUUGGAAUGCAUCUUGACCCACUAAUUUCCCUAUUAACCACUCCUAUUGGUGUAUCACGCCACCCCCAUCCUAUGGACCCGUCUCUGUUCAUUAGACCAUCAGGGCAGACACUGGUUCUGCCUGGACUAAUGAGAGGACCCUCACCGGCCCAACCUCCACCCGCUGCCACAGAACCGGCUGCCAAAAGACGUCGUAAGAGUGAAAAGAAAGAAGAGCCAAUUGUAUCGGCACAUAAUGUUGAUGGUCAUAUGAUUCAAGGUGAUGUUGACCUAGUUGGUGUGGAGACAAUUAUCAAGACAAAGAUUGCUGGUGCAAAGGCCCUGGGUAAAGCCAUGAGCCUUUGGCCAAAGGAGGAAGCCCUAUCUACAUUCCAUUCCAGGAUUGUCACAUGUCUUCAAUCUCAGUUUUCUUCCACGGAGCUUGUCACAGCAAUGAUUAUCGAGGAGUACGCAAAAGAGACGAGCGAAAUGACGGAUCUCAAAGCAGCAUUCUUAGAAGCGUUAUCCAAUCUUCUCAACUCUGAACGGCCAUCUUGCUACCGUGACUUGGCCUCGUACGUGCAUAUCGUUCAGGCACAGUGCCGUUCAUUACUUAACGCCUUCCGGGAUAUCGGCCGUGUUUCCGCUUCUAAAAUUCCCAGCAUCGCUGCGGUCUGUCAAGGAGACCCAGAGGCUGGUCCGGAUGCAUUUAGUAUUGAAAAGGCAGAAAAGAUAGCCGGGGAAGAGUUUACCCGUCUCAAGCGUGCGCUCCUUCCGACGCAAAAAUUAAUGUCUUCUCAAGCACUUGCAGACGCCAGAGCAAGCGCUGUAGCAGCUAUCGAAGAUACCAAAGUAGCGAAGGCGCAGCGCGACGUUCGGGUUUUGGCAGCUGCUGCUGGUGCAUAUAUUGCUUCUGGACAAUUACCGAAGAAGCUCAAUCCGGUUGUUCACGGUGUUAUGGAAAGCGUCAAGUUAGAAGAAAACCUCGAUUUACAGCGGCGUUCAGCUCAAGCAAUUGCCUCACUUGUGGGGCUGUGUUCAAGAAGUGGGCGUGCUGCGGUGGCAGAUAAGCUCACUAAGAAUCUCAACUCUUUCCUCUGCGUAGACACCUCGGAAGUCCCCAUGUUCCACCAAAAUGAGACACUAGAGGAGAACAUUUUGUCCUUGAGGAAAGAGGAAGAUCGCAAAGACCAUGCUGAUCAGGCAGCCUUCGAAAGAGAAGCUAGAGAAGCAAGGAUUAAAAGGCGUGGUGCCAAAGAGGCACUGGAACAAUUGGCACAGACUUUCGGUGCCUCCUUAUUUGAUGCUGUACCGAAACUACGGGAUUGUAUCGAGGCGCCUUUGCAUGCUGCUUUUGAUGGCGACCUUCCAAGUAAUAUCAAAGAUCCCAACGUCACUCUUGGACAAGAGGUUGUUGACGGUCUUUCAACGAUCCGGGCAUUACUUCCUAAGUUCCACCCUGAUCUUCACCCAUCAAUUAUCAGUCUCUUUCCUUUAAUCAUAAGGGCCCUCCAGUCAAAUUAUUCGGUACUCCGUUACGCUGCUGCCAAAUGCUUUGCUACAAUAUGCAGUGUGAUUACUAUUGAGGGAAUGACUACCUUGGUUGAAAAGGUUUUGCCAAACUUUGCAAAUGCUCAUGAGUUGCGCUAUCGUCAAGGAGCUAUCGAAUGUGUCUAUCAUUUGAUCCACGUAAUGGAGACUGAUAUUCUUCCAUACGUUGUAUUCUUGAUCGUUCCAGUAUUGGGAAGAAUGAGCGACUCAGACAAUGAUGUUCGCCUCAUUUCCACGACCACUUUUGCAACACUGGUCAAAUUGGUGCCAUUAGAGGCCGGUAUUCCUGACCCCCCUGGGCUUUCUGAGGAACUGUUGAAAGGACGUGAUAGGGAGCGGAAGUUUAUAUCGCAAAUGCUCGACGUACACAAAGUCGAACCCUUUGAACUUCCAGUCGCCAUCAAGGCUUCAUUGAGAUCUUACCAACAGGAGGGUGUUAAUUGGCUGGCUUUCUUAAACAAAUACCAUCUGCAUGGUAUCUUGUGUGAUGAUAUGGGUCUUGGAAAGACACUACAAACGAUUUGUAUCAUUGCCAGUGAUCACUAUCUACGAGCACAAGACUUCGAGAAGACGGGUGCCAUCGAAAAUCGUCGUUUACCAUCACUCAUUGUCUGCCCUCCAACCCUGUCAGGGCAUUGGAUGCAGGAGAUCAACCAGUUUGCGCCUUUCCUUACUGCAUUGUGCUAUAUUGGAAAUCCAGCAGAGCGCGCGCGUGUCCGUGCACAGCUUGGCACAACAGAUAUCGUUAUUACCUCGUACGAUAUAUGUAGGAAUGAUAUUGAGAACAUUGGUUCUUUCAGCUGGAACUAUUGCGUUCUUGACGAAGGGCACAUCAUUAAGAAUUCCAAGGCGAAGCUUACACAGGCGGUCAAAAGGAUAUCUGCGAACCAUCGCCUCAUCUUAUCAGGAACGCCAAUUCAGAACAAUGUCCUUGAGCUAUGGUCUCUAUUUGAUUUCUUGAUGCCUGGUUUCCUUGGCACUGAAAAAGUCUUUUUGGACCGAUUCGCCAAACCGAUUGCAGCUAGUCGAAAUAGUAAGAGCAAUUCAAAAGAACAGGAAGCGGGUGCCCUUGCUAUUGAAGCACUGCAUAAACAAGUGUUGCCAUUCUUACUUAGAAGACUGAAGGAAGAAGUGCUGGAUGAUCUACCUCCAAAAAUCAUUCAGAACUAUUACUGCGACCUCAGCGAGUUGCAAAAGAAGCUGUAUGACGACUUUGCGAAAAAACAAUCGAAACAGAUUGCGGGGGCAGUUGCAGCGGAAGGGGACAAACAGGCCAAGCAACACAUCUUCCAGGCUUUACAGUACAUGCGGAAGCUAUGCAAUUCUCCAGCUUUAGUCCUCAAUGAAAAGCACCCCCAGUUUGAGAAGCUUAGUCGUCAACUAAUCAAAGACAAAUCACAUAUCCGGGAUCCUAUUCAUGCGCCAAAGUUGGGAGCUUUGCGCGACUUACUUGUGGAUUGCGGAAUCGGGAUCGACAGUGUCAAUAACGGAGGUGAAAUUCCGGCCGAGGCAACUGCUAUCAGUCAACAUCGCGCAUUGAUCUUUUGCCAGUUAAAAGAGAUGUUGGAUAUUGUGGAGAAUGACGUCCUGAAGAAACUACUGCCAACUGUGUCAUAUUUGAGAAUGGAUGGUGGUACCGAGGCAAGAAAAAGGCAAGAUAUUGUCACCAAAUUUAAUGGAGAUCCAUCAAUCGAUGUCUUGCUCUUGACUACUCACGUUGGUGGUCUGGGUCUCAAUUUAACUGGAGCGGAUACUGUUAUAUUUGUGGAGCAUGAUUGGAAUCCCCAGAAGGAUAUGCAGGCUAUGGAUCGUGCGCAUCGUAUUGGGCAAAAGAAAGUGGUAAAUGUGUAUAGAUUGGUCACACGAAGCACGUUGGAGGAGAAGAUUAUGAGUCUUCAACGAUUCAAAUUGGAUGUUGCAUCGACAGUUGUAAAUCAACAGAAUGCUGGUCUAGCCACCAUGGAAACGGAUCAAAUUCUCGAUCUCUUUAAUGUUGGUGAUACGGGAGCCAUACAAAAAGAGGCUGCCGAAGAAGAUAUGGUGGAUAUCAAUGGGCAGGUUAUCAAGAAAGGUAACAAAGGCGUGUUGGAUGACCUCGGGGAACUAUGGGACGAUUCCCAAUACACCGACGAAUACGAUCUCAACAACUUCAUCGCAACCUUGCAGGCGUAA